This is a messenger RNA of Silurus meridionalis, 3653 nucleotides long. It is a transcript of the gene tbc1d5, whose product is annotated as TBC1 domain family, member 5. The record is from RefSeq and is a predicted model, not a curated record. Lineage: Eukaryota; Metazoa; Chordata; Actinopteri; Siluriformes; Siluridae. Gene Ontology annotation, molecular function: GTPase activator activity. Gene Ontology annotation, biological process: activation of GTPase activity.
ACUGGGUUCAUUUCAAAAGUAAUUCUUAAGCAAAUUGUCUCAAUUAGAAAAGAUUUGGAGGUGCUUUACAGUUAAUUAAGAUAACUAAUAAUUCCCUCUGUGAAACUGAAAGGAAUAUCAUAUACAUCAUUACAUGUAUUUAAUGUAUGUUAUCAAGUGUGCAUGUGUAUACAGUGUUACAUCUGCCACAAACAGUGCCACAAACCAUUCCAUGGUAAUGCAUAAUGAUGAGGACAUGCAGCACCCAGGCUUUGAAACGAGACACCCGCUACAGGCAGAAGAGCAUGAAACUGGUUAUGAUCCUCUGAACAACUAUAACCAAAACCGCACCCGAGACGUGCCAAACAGUGCUGCUGAGUCGACCUUUCAGUCGUACAGAAAAGAGUGGGACAACUUUUUCCAGAACAGCAACUAUCUGGCCUGGAUCAGACAGUCAGGCAUUAAUGGCCUGUUAAGGGGCAGCCGGUUUCGCAGCAUAUGCUGGAAGCUGUACUUAGACAUCCUGCCUGAGGAUAAGAGCCAGUGGACCAAAAAGACUAAGGACUUUCGAGAUCAGUAUGAGCAGAUUAAGGAGCGGCACAUCACAAACCCACGCAAAGCUGCAGGCCAGCAGGACCUAGUGGUGAACAACCCGUUGUCUCAGGAUGAGGGGAGUUUGUGGAACAAGUUCUUCCAGGAUAAAGAGUUGCGGGGUAUGAUCAAGCAGGAUGUGUUGAGAACGUUUCCAGAGAUGCGUUUUUUUCAAGAGGAAGAUAUUCGGACUAAACUGACGGAUAUUCUCUUCUGUUACGCACGAGAAAAUGAGCAGUUACUCUACAAGCAGGGUAUGCAUGAGUUGUUGGCUCCUAUAGUAUUUGUAUUGCACUUUGACCAUCAGGCCUUUCAGCAUGCCAGUGAGACUGGGACUCCCAGUGAGGAGAUGAAGGUGGUGCUGGAUCCAAAGUUUCAUGAGCACGAUGCAUAUGCCAUGUUCUCACAACUCAUGGAAACAGCAGAGCCCUGGUUCUCCAGUUUUGAGCGGGAAGUGCGCAAGGGAAAGGAAGAGAUGCUCACCAGCAUUCCUUUUGCCAGACCUCAGGACUCUGGACCUUCUGUGGCCAUUGUGACCAAAGUAAACCGUAUCCAAGACCAGCUGUUAAAAAAGCAUGAUAUUGAACUGCACAUGCACCUGAACCGCCUGGAGAUUGCACCUCAGAUAUACGGCAUUCGCUGGGUCCGCCUGUUAUUUGGGAGAGAGUUUCCUCUGCAGGACCUGCUGGUGGUGUGGGAUGCACUGCUUGCAGACAGCAUCACUCUGGAUCUGGUGGAUUAUGUGUUCGUAGCGAUGCUGCUGUACAUCAGAGAUGCAUUGAUUGCCAGCAGCUUUCAGACAUGUUUGGGUCUCCUGAUGCACUACCCACCUGUUGGAGACAUUAAUGCUCUUCUGCACAAAGCGUUGUUCUUGAGAGACCCAAAGAAUAAUCCAAGGCCAGUCAACUAUCAGUUCCAGCAGAACCUUGACUACUACAAAAACCAUGGAGCUGACUUCGUCGACAGGACACGCGCUGUUAGCACCAAAGUGGCUCCUCUCAACAUCAAUAAGGUCUCCAGCUCUCUGCUUAGCUUUGGGAGGAAGCUCAUCGCCCCCAUUGGUGGUGGCUCCAGUGGCAUAAUGCCGAUCAACAGCGAAGUGCUAUCUUCUCCAUUUCCUCAACCUCAGCAACCUCUGGCCAUAGCUGAGCCAUCAACCAACACGAUGUCCUCUCGUACGCAAAUGCAUGUGGCACAACAGCGUCUACUGAAGUCUGAGAGCAUGCCUGUGCAUCUCAGUAAAGAUGUAGGUUCUGCUGGAAUAUCUCAGAUCUCUCAUCCCAGCCAGAUACUCUCUGACAUGCCAGCUCAUUUAUCAGGUCAGACAUUCAGGCCUGUGAGCUCCUCACCGAGUGUUGAGAGUCUGUCAGGUGGGAGGGAUCAAGCCAUGUCAUCCCCACCCCUUCUUGCUUAAGGGCGGGAGUCGAGCACAUCAUCACCACCACUUUCUGCAACUAAGAAAGAUUUGUUCUUCAACAUCAGUCGAUCACGAUCUCACAGCAAAUCUAUAGGCAAAAAGGACCUGGAUGAAUUAGAGGCCCAAGUGUCCUUUCUGCAGGGGCAGAUCAAUGAUCUGGAGGCCAUGAGCAAAUAUUGUGCCAAGAUGAUGAAUAUGCACAUCGGCAAAAUUCAGGAGGUGAUACUGCAGGAGCAUCUGCAGAAGGAGGAUGAGGUUCUGGUAUCGCUUGCUGGACUUAAGCAGAUUAAGGACAUCUUAAAAGGAGCACUGCGCUUCAAUCAAAGUCAACUUGAGGCUGAGGAGAAUGAGGAGAUUACGAUAGCAGAUGAUCACUACUGCUCUACAGGUCAAGACACAGCUCAGCAGGAUGGGCCCAUAGCCGACUCCAUUACUGAUACUGGAAUUGUGCAGCCAAGCACUCAGCUAGAUGUCGGUCAUCGCUCUGAGCAAGACAACGAGAUGAAGAUACAGGAAAAGACAACAAUGCCAAGUGAGGGGACACAUACCACAGAACAACAGUUUGCUGUGGGGAGGAACUGGGAUGACUAUAUCCUGGUCUCACAGGAUGAGGAUCUUCAACCAGCGGAUGGCGAGAUCGCUGUGCCCGGCAAGCAAGAGCAGGGUUUUGGCAACGCUGAGUUUCAUGACCCUCUUAUGGUAACCACCUCUGGAUCAUCCAGCCCAGAAGAGGGCAGCACUAACAGCAAAGACUCUGAUUUUACCAUUGUUAAUACUGCUGACCUUUAAAGCCUAAAAAUAUAUAUCUGAUCUUUAUCUUUUGAUUUCUUCUAAGAGGAGAACACAUUCUGCUGGACUUUUGCACUUGUGAACUGGGGCUGAUUGCCCUAUGGGAUGCUUAGUCCCUUUAAACUCAGAUCUUAUGUCAUCUCCUGUCCGUGUUCUCAUAGGCCUGUAUUCUAAAUAUCUGCCCAUACACCUGUAUCCUGUGACAUAUACCUUUUGUUUGCACAUUGAAUUUAGCUACCUAGUUAUUGUAAUUUACCUUAAAACACAAUUAAACCUACUUUAUUUCACCCCAUAGCACUGUAUUUACCUCUGCCACAGACUCCUGACUCCUAAUAGUCCACAAAUCUUUAUCAGUACUCAAGGCUCUCUUGCUCUCUCUCUCUUUCUCUUUCUCUCUCUCUUUCUCUCUCUCUCUCUCUCUCUCUCUCUCUCUCUCUCUGGUUGCAUAAUGACUGUGAUGUGCAGUGGCAUACAUACACCAUGUGUCUUACGUAAGCCAAAAGGGGAAAUGUAUUUGACAUGGCCUUUAACAGUGUCCCUGCUUUCUCUCUAACAUUGAUUGUUCAUUAUCCGGUGCCUCAAUACAUGUCUGUUUAUAUGUCUGUCCUGUUUUUCUGUCCCAGUGUUUUUGUUCUUUCUAAAAUAAUUUUAACACUUGAUUGCCAUGUUAGAUUUUGCUAACUUAUGUUUUCCGUAUUUUUAAAAGAAAUCCUUGAUAUGUGACCUCUAGCUUUGUUGCUCAUGUCUUUUGUUGAAGUUCUUUCAGCCCACAAGGUAGCUGAAUGGCAUUGCACGCAUGGGAUGUUGGAAUGAUAUUAACUCUAGAAGAAUAAAACAGAAUUAUUGCUCUUGCCUAAGUGCGUAAUUUGGAAAAUGA